Messenger RNA from Oncorhynchus kisutch (coho salmon), 3287 nucleotides. RefSeq names its product beclin 1-associated autophagy-related key regulator-like. The transcript is spliced from 9 exons. Gene Ontology annotation, biological process: mitophagy; cellular response to starvation; autophagosome assembly. Gene Ontology annotation, cellular component: extrinsic component of phagophore assembly site membrane; extrinsic component of omegasome membrane; autophagosome. The record is from RefSeq and is a predicted model, not a curated record. Lineage: Eukaryota; Metazoa; Chordata; Actinopteri; Salmoniformes; Salmonidae. Gene Ontology annotation, molecular function: protein-membrane adaptor activity; phosphatidylinositol 3-kinase regulator activity. The coding region runs from base 212 to 1747 and encodes 511 amino acids.
UAAACAAACCAUGUCACGCAAAAAAACAGUGACACAGUUUGCUAGCUAACGUUAGCUAAUAGCCGCCUUUGCCAAAUAACCGAAAAUGAAGACGGUAUACCCUUAACAAGAAGCAACGAAGAGUGUCAGACAGUAUACCAGUAGUUAUGUAGGUAGUUAGCCAGAGUAGCAGUCAUUUUGCUAGGUAAGCUAGCGCUUGAACGGCAGUUCCAUGGCAUCCUCAGCGGGAAGCGAAGUCCGAGCCCUCGGCCCUAGCGAAGGGACUUUGGGAGCACUGCCCGGUGCUCGGCCACCACUUCGCUCGCACCACCUACACACCACAACCACCGCAGGUUCCCCUGGAUCACUGAUGGUGGAGUCGGUGGACGACGCGGAGGGUCUGUAUGUCGCAGUGGAGAGAUGUCCUCUCUGCAACACCGCCAGGCGCAGGCUGACUUGUGCCCGAUGCAUCCAGGCAGGGGAUUUCGUGUACUUCGACGGUAGAAACCCCGAACUAUACACUGAAAAAUUGACAAGACUUAAAAUGCUGACGGAGAAGAAAGAUCUUCUUGAACAGAGGGUCAUUACUGCCAUGGAUAAGAAGGUCCAGGCAGAUCAGCUGAAAUGGAAGAUGAUGUCAUGCAAGAUGAAGAUUGAGCAGCUGAAGGAGGCCAUUGGCUGUGGGAACGAAGAGGUGAAGAGUGGUAAGGACCUGCUGCUUCGCUCCCAGGAGGAGAGCCAGAGGCUGCAGCGGCGGGCCAGCCGCCACCAGGAGAAGAGGGACAAGAUCGAGAGACACAACCAGCGGCUGGGAGAACUGCUGGAGAAGAAGGGCAAGGAGCUGCAGGGUCGUCUGGAUCACCUGGCUGAGGUCCGCAAGGGACACAUCCUGGAGCUCACUGCUCACAUCUUCCCAACACAGGAGGAGAAGCAGGGCAGCAGGGACCCAGCAGACAUGUUGUCAGAGUGUGACCUGGCUCUGACCUCCAGCACGGUGAGUGAGCUGGCUGAGGCCCGUCGCACCACCUACCUGUCAGGGCGCUGGAUCUGGGACGACCAGAAUGGCGAAACCAGCAUUAGCAUCACCGGACCCAGGGUCAUGCUGCCUAGCAACGGGGACUGCUCCCCCUAUUACAGCUGGGUGGAAGACAAGAGCACCAAUGAGGGGCCAGAGCUGGACCACAUCAACCCAGCCCACACCAUCAGUGCAGCUCUUUGCUAUGCUACCCAGCUCAUCAACAUCCUGUCUCAUAUCCUGGAUGUCAAUCUGCCCAAGAAGUUGUGCAACAGUGAGUUCUGUGGUGACAGCCUGAGCAGGUACAGGUUCACCCGUGCUGUUACCAAGCUCAACACCAACAUCCUUCACCUCUGCUUCUCACAGCAUGUUGAGAGUGAGCUGCUGCACCCUCACCACACCCUGAGGAACAUCAUGUUCCUAGUCUCUCCUGACAACAAGAACCUGGGCAGGACGGGUCCAUACGAGGUGACUGCAGACCUGGAGGACUCCAUGGAGUUUGUGGAGCCGGAGGCGGCCGGCCCUGCGGAGGAGAGCGGAGACGAGAUGGUGACGGACGAGGAGACAGACCUGGGGACAGACUGGGAGACGGUCCCCAGCCCACGCUUCUGUGACAUCCCCUCCCAGCCCAUGGACCUGUCCCAGAGCAUGGCCAUGCAGGUGUCUCAGCCUGUGGGCCAGGCCGGGGGCAUGAUCUCCUCAGCAGCUGCCUCCGUCACCUCCUGGUUCCGGGCCUACACCGGCCAGCGCUGAGGGAGAGAAACCUGGAGGCUCACUGGCCAGGGUUGUAUUCAUUAGUGCAAAAAUAUAUAUGAAUUAACGUUUUGUAAUGUAGAAUUAAAAACUAGGGUUUCUUAUUGGACAAGUUAAUUUAGUCCCUCCUUGUUUUAGUCCAUUUGGUUUCUAAUGAAUACACCCCAGGACAGGCUGGACUGAUGGAGCUAUACAGAAUUCCACAUACCCAAACACAGAGAGAGUUCUGCUCCAUUCUCUGCCUGUAGUCAACUCCUGCCCUGCUCUGUAACCACCAAGAAGGGAUAUUUUGUUUUUACUAGAAAAGUUGUCAUUGAAAUAGCAGCAGUGAUUCUUCUGGUGAAAAAUGUUUAUAGUGAGAAAGACUGACUUUUGGGGAGGUUGUUGUUCAAUGAGUAGUCUCUCUCGCGAAGACUUUGGGUGCUCUGCUCUCCAUCCCAGUGAUUGUGAGAAGACUAUUCAAAAGAGACUGGACCGGCAGUUGCAUUAACUUACGUUGAUUGAAAAUGUCAAGACUAAGGAAUGCCACAGCAUUGCACUGGAUAUGAGACGUACAAAUGUGGCUUCAUUCUAUCCUGUUAUUUUCCUCCUGACAUCUGGACUGUCCUGUGUACCCAUCCUUAUUGUCAGUUCUUAAUGUUUAUUUUUUGGGGGUCAAAAGUAGUGCAUUACACUGAGUGGUGCAGCAUCUCAGUGCUAGAGGCGUCACUACAGACCCUGGUUUGCUUCCAGGCGCCGCCCUAUGAGACUCCCAAUUGGCCCUGUGUAGGCCGUCAUUGUAAACAAGAAUUUGUUCUUAACUGAUUUGCCUGGUUAAAGGUUAAAUAAAUCAAAACAUAGGGAAUUAGAGUGCCAUUUGGGAUGCAGUUGAUGACCUUCAUGCUGCAUUACUACAAAAUGGUUCAUGUAAGGAUUGUUUGAAUACUGACAAAUGCCAAACAAGGGGCAUGACCUUAGUGUUCUUCUCAGAAUUAUGACACACUUUGUUUUACUUCAAUUGCUGUUUACUUAUUGGUCAGGUUUGUGUGAUGGAAGCAGAAUGGGACAAAGAACCCCACUGAAGCUGUACAACUUUGUACUUUUUCUGGGGGGGGGGGGGUUGGUUGGUUAUGUGACCUAGUGUUAUCUUGUUUUCCUUUUUAUUUAGGGCUCUAUUCAAUCCAUUUUGUGGAAAUUUGGCACCACAGCCCAAUAUAAAUUUUAAAGGCAAUGUUCUAGCAUUGGCGGAGACUACAUCCAUGGUAAAUGCUUCAUAUGUUGGCUCAUUCAGAAAUUACUUUUAAAUAAUUUAUAUUGUGAACUCUGUAUCGCUGCAUUUGAUAUGGUUUGAAUGGAGCCCUUAAUCUUUUUAUAGUAACGUGGGUGCCUGAACUGUUUGUGUGGGUCUGUUCUUCUACAGGUAUGACAUAUAGGUGGCAUAAAUGAGAAGGAUAUAAAGGGACACAUCUUUGGCUUACUUCAUUUGUACACUGAACAAAAAUAAAUGCAACAUGUAAUGUGUUGGUUUCAUGAGCUGAAAUAAAAGAUCCCAGAAAUGUUA